Striga hermonthica is the source of this 951-nucleotide messenger RNA. NCBI's taxonomy places the organism in Eukaryota, Viridiplantae, Streptophyta, Magnoliopsida, Lamiales, Orobanchaceae. The record is from the annotation of a GenBank genome assembly.
AUGGGAAUGACAUUCAGUCCACUGAUGAAAUUGAAGCACCCGUCCAAGAAACACAACUUGAAAAAAGAAAAAGCACCACAGGCUGAACCUUUGCAUCAAGAACUAGAAGGUGGGUUUAUCACAGAGUUCAACCAAGAUCAUAUUAUUUCUGAUCCCGGGCUUCGCAUUCCAAUUGAAAGAUUUCAUCCCAACAUUAGAGAUCAAGUGAAGCGAGCUUAUUUGAUGAAGGGUCCAACACAGCUUAAAGGUCAUACUUUUCUUCGUAGCCUUAGUGGUAGUGGACUGAAUGACUAUAGAUCUUUUCUAGAAUCAUGGUUUGCCAAGUAUGAUUGGUUAGAAUACAAUGUGGUGAAAGAUGCCGCUUAUUGCUUUUAUUGCUUUCUUUUUAAGGAACAACCCUCUGAUGGUCAGUUUGGGCAUGAUGCUUUCACAAAGUUAGGAUUUAAUACUUGGAAGAAUGCAUAUAAGGCCCUCCCUAAACAUGUUGGUACUGUUGAUAGUGACCACAAUAAUGCAAGAAAUGCUUGUGCUGAUUUUAAGAAUCAAAGAGCAGGUGUAGAUCGUAAGCUCCAAAAUUAUGGCAAAGACUCUGAAAAAAGAUAUAAAACUCGUCUGACUACUGCUUUAGAUUCAGCAAAAUAUCUCAUUAAGCAAGGUCUUUCUUUUCGUGGACACGAUGAAUCUUCAUCAUCAUUAAAUAAGGGCAAUUAUCUAGAGAUGAUUGAUUCAAACAAAGAGAAGAAUGAAGAUGUGAGGAUUGCAUUUGAUGAGUUGUGUCCAGAAAAUGCUAAAAUGGUUUCUCCAGAUAUUCAAAAGGACCUUGUGAGAGCUUAUGCACAGGAGGUUACUAAAGUUAUUAUGGGAGAGAUUGGGGAUCGUUGUUUCUCUGUCCUUAUUGAUGAAUCACGUGAUAUCUCAAUCAGAGAGCAAAUGGCUGUGGUUGUAAGGUAA